Messenger RNA from Haliotis rubra (blacklip abalone), 1020 nucleotides. Its product is annotated as acid-sensing ion channel 4-B-like. The record is from RefSeq and is a predicted model, not a curated record. The transcript is spliced from 7 exons. Gene Ontology annotation, biological process: sodium ion transmembrane transport. Gene Ontology annotation, molecular function: ligand-gated sodium channel activity. NCBI's taxonomy places the organism in Eukaryota, Metazoa, Mollusca, Gastropoda, Lepetellida, Haliotidae. Gene Ontology annotation, cellular component: membrane. The annotation marks the transcript as partial.
AUGUCGUAUAAUAUAUCGCAAGAGCUGAUAAACUACUACAGUUACCCAGUCAUCACCAGCACGAAGGUGGAACUCCGAGAAGAGCUCCCCUUUCCAGCUGUUACCUUCUGCAACCAAAGUCCUUUCAACCUGACUGCUGUCAAAGAAGCUGAUCCAUAUUUGGAAAAUUAUUUCAAUAGCGCCAGCCUGCUUGGGAGUUUUAAUGGUCCAGUCAACUGGAGUGACCCGGGAUACGGUUCCACUUUCUCAAAACGGCACAGUCUGGAUUGGUGGAAGAAGAUAUUCAUGAAUCUAAGCAAAUCACUCGAAUUUUGCAUCAUGAAAAAUGGUUGGUGUAUGGAAGCUUUGAAGCCAGUGGUGACCAACAUGGGGAACUGUGCAACAUUCAACUGGAAUGCUUCUGAUAUUGCUAAAGUGAGAGUCACGGGCUACGAUAGUAACCUCAUCAUAUUUGCCAAUAUCCAUCAUGAUAAGUAUGUGCUUGGUUCACAGAUGGCGGCUGGUUUGAGGGUGAUUCUGCACGAUCCCCGUAUUCACCCUGACGUUGCGACAUCGUCGUUCUUGGCAGCUCCGGGAACCAUGGGGGAGAUAUGUUCCAUCAUUGAAGCUUACACCUGCUAUUGGCCAACAUAUAGUAACGUCUCGCAAAACCCAGAUGUACAUUCAGAAUGUGGCUGUGAAAUCCCAUGUAAUUUUGAUACAUACGAGACAAAGGUGUCGUCUUCAAAAUUCCCAUCCAACGUCUCUAUACAGUACAUAAUUGACCUCGGUUACAGUGGCAACGAAGAAAUCCUAAGAGACAACUAUUUGGAAAUAAGAGUUUACUUUGAAAACCUCAUGCUCCAGGUAACUGAACAAAUCCCAAAGUAUACCACCGAGACCGUCAUAGGUAACCUGGGAGGUCAGAUGGGCAUCUGUCUGGGAGCCAGUAUCCUGACUCUCACAGAACUCGGAGAAGUAAUUUUUCUCUUGACGGCUCUGUUUUGGGACCUUAGGAACUUAUCAACACUUUUGCACAGG